GAGCUUGCCGGCCUCAAGGUGCUCCGGGACGUCGCAGAAUGGGCGGGCCUCGACGGUGACGACGACAACGCGAAGAUGCCGCGGGGGAUCGCCGCGGGCGUGCAGCAGCCUCAGGCUGAGGCCCAGUCGCAGGCCGACGACAACGUGAAGGCGAUCAAUCGCGCCUGCGACAGCAUAGCGGCGCUUCUCCCUACUCUUGAGGCGCACGCCAAGAACAUCACGGAGGAGCGGGGAGCUGGCUCGACUAAGGCAGUCCUCAAGGAGGUGAUUGACCCCCGGCUGGAGAGCGCAAAGCCCCUGCUGGACAGCGCCCGGGUCUUGGCGUGCACCGCGGACUACAAGAUCGCCUAUAAGGUCAAGCCCCCGCCGCUGGAAGAGCUCACGCAGGAGCAGCUGGCGGCUUUGGAUUCUGUCUUGCGGAGCGGACGGAUCCCCUACGCAGAUUUCGCUGUGUGGGGGCCACAGGGCAACCGUAUCCUCAAGCAUGUGAACCUCGUGGGCAAGACUUGCAACCCAGACGGCACGCGGUCCAUGGUGGAGCUGUUCGGACAAGCGUCGCUGCUCAGCCAGGAGGCGAGGGCCCUUGCAGCGCCAGCGCCGGUAGAUCCGUCGGCCGGCGGGGGCCGCCAGAAGAUCAGCCUCCUUGUCGUUCUCGCCGAGACGGAAACGCGUUGGGGACUUCCUGGCAUAGCCGUGCGCCUCCGCAAGCUGGGUGCGCAGACGGCGGUCUACGACGCCGGCGGCGGCGAGACGAGCUCGCUCCUGGCGCAGAACGCGCGGCGCGAGUUGGACGCCAGGAUUGGCGCGCUCGAGUUCCACGGUUGUGCGCUGGCCCCCCCGUCUGCAACUUUCGACGGUUGUCGCGACGGCGGCCCUGCUUUCCGCGGCGAGGCGCCUCCAGACAUCUACGGCUUCCGCCGUCUCUCGCCAGAGGUGGCCGAGCGUGUCCGCGGCGAGACAGCGUUGGCCCUCUGGGCGGCUGCCGUGGCGCAGAGGUUCCUGGAGCUAGGCCUCCCUGGGGUGGCAUUGACAGACGCCCGUUGUCCUGGUCGCCCAUCAGUCCUCGAGCUCCCUGAGUGGCAGGCGAUUAUGGACUCGCUGGGCGUCGUUGCCUCGCCUCGCGUCUGGAGCGCCGUCGGCGCCGUCGCUGCGCGGCCGGUCGAGAUCGCGCGUUGGUGCGCUGAUCUCGCCGGCGCUGCCGCAGGGCCAGCAGCGGCGUGCUCCUCCCUCGCGGGGCGGCUCCCGGAAGCCGCCGUGAGGAACAGGUUGGCGGCGCCGGAGGCUGAGGCCGCGCUGGUGCGAUCGGGCCGCUUCUGCAACAAGUUGGCCAGGCCAGCGAAUGGCGAAGUCGGCAGGGUAGAUCUGUCCGAUGCCCAGUUGUCCAUCGCGCUGCCUCUUCGCCGGCGCGAGCCCGACGCCAGGGCCGCUCGCUCGGCGCAGGAAGCCAAGGCGGUCGGCGGCAUGCGCGGGCCAUUGCGCCCCCUGUGCAAAGCCCCGGGCUUCGAACAGGUGUCGGCCGAAGUGCGGGCAUUCCUGGUCGACGCGCUGAUAAAGUAUUCUUCCGUCCACAAUAAGUUUUGGGCUGCCCGCGCCAGAGCGGGCGACGGCGCCGGGCCCGCGGAGGCAGAGCUGAACGUCCAUCGCCCCGCCUUCGCCGCGCUCCUGGGCGCGUCAUCGCGUGGCCGUGCCCAGACAGAGGCGUGCCCGAGCGAUGUCCGAGCAGACUUGCUCAGGGCACGGGCUGCUCGCGCGGGCGCCCCAGGCGCAGGCGUCGCAGAGUGGUUCUUCACGGGGGCCCCGGCUGGCAUCGUGAAGUCGCCGCCAGAAGACGGCGUGUUCCCCCUUGCCUCGGACAACGUGCUGCCUCGUCCGAUUGGCAAUUUGGUCUUCGAUGCUGUCGGCGACGCCUCAGGCGGUGAAUCCGCGCACCCGGGCGAGGCAGCCGUUGGGGAGAUCAAAUCUUAUUCUUCUCGUUGGUGGCUGGCGUCCGCGGCAACCUUUGAGGAGUGCUGCGAAAAACUCGGCGGCGCCCCUGCGUCGUCCAAGUUUGUCCCCCUCACCAACGUCAUGGAGGGGGGGGGGAAAACCCAGUUCGGCGUCGAAUGGCUUGUCGUUGACUUCAACGACGCUUUCUGGAACGCGCCGCUGCCUGUCGGGGAGCGCCGUUUUUUCGCCGCCAAAGUUCGCGGCAUGUACUAUUGGUACUGCCGGGCGGCGCAAGGGGGCCGAAACGGCCCCUGCGCGUGGGCGUCGGUGGCGGCGCUGCUGGCAAGGCUGUCGCAAGCCUUGUUCGCGGACCCUUCUUCCCCGAAGUCUUUCGGGGAUUUCAGGGCCGCUCUCCGCUUGCAGACGUGCGUCGACGACCCCGUCCUGAUCGCGGCAGCGCUGUGCUCGCGGCUGGAGGUGGACGAGUUGGCUUCGGCCCUGGAGGCUGCUGGCUGGGCCUCCACUCCGGUGCGGCGCGGAGAUGCAAAAGUCUCCCGCGGCUGCAAGAGAGGCUCCGCGACUGUUGCCCUUGCGGCAGCCGCGGAGCCGGCAUCUCGCCAGAGGGCGCUCUCAGAGCUCGAAACUGACGGAUUCGCCAUGACCUCGAUUGCUCCACGAAUGUCACUGUGGCGCACGUGGGUGCUCCUUCACGAGGCCGUGAUCGUCGCAGGCUCCUUCUUCCUGACCAGGGAGAUCGACCCUGGCAAUGCCCUGCUAACAGACUGUUCGUUGUGGGACCAAAG
This is a messenger RNA of Prorocentrum cordatum, 2729 nucleotides long. The record is from the annotation of a GenBank genome assembly. NCBI's taxonomy places the organism in Eukaryota, Dinophyceae, Prorocentrales, Prorocentraceae.